AACAGUGUGGGUUGGUGACUUAGUGGGAGUGGAUCAUCGAAAGAUUCUCCUCCGAAAUUCGUGAAUUACACAAACAUACGAGGCGAUGAGGACUUCGAGAAACUGUUCAUUCUGGAGAACACCUCUCAAAAUCCUUAGCCUGAAAAGAAUUUAAGACAUUGGUGCCGUUGCUUUUGCAAGAUAAUCCGAAUAUUUCAGUAGACUGACCUCAUGCCUUAUAAUUCCUAGCGAAAUAGCCUUAAGCAAUGGAGCGUGAGGCAUGCACAGAAUAGCAUCUAUGGAUAGUGAUUUGCUGUAAAAGUCUUCGAAGCAUCACAUGAACACUUCGGUGGAAAUGAAGAUCCUCAGAUUGCGAUUUCGCAGCCUGAGCAUAUUAUGCGUCCUCGGAACCCUGACACUUGUGCUUGUAUACCUGCCGCCAAGCUACAGACCCAGCCAGUUACUUCUGUCAGGCCCAGACAGUAGUCUCGUUGUAAAAUCUCUGCAAGACCAAGAAAUUGAAGAUAAUCUAGAGUCUAUAAUCGCAAGAGAAAAUGAGUUCGCAGAUAUACAGGUGCCCGCCGCUCGAGUUGGCCAAGACGAAGCGGAACCAGAUAAUGCACACCAAAAUGAGCCUCCUCCCGCGCCAGUUGCAGAGUCCAUCCGGGCUAACAAGACCUCCAUCCAGACAGGGCAGGCGGCGGAGGAGGACCAUCCCCUCUCGGACGCAAACGAGCACGAUUCUUACGUCCAGGAUUACCCCGAUUACACGCCAGCGAACUUUAUCGAAGUGAUGAAAGACCAACCCUCCCAAAAAGGCAAGGAUAAGCAGAGCGUCAAGAAGAAGAAACCGGCGAGACUCAAGAAUUCAUUCGCUUUUGAGAGGUUGGGGUCUCCGAUUUAUAGUCCUGAGGCGCUAAGGCUUCGGGCCAUGUCAUUCCCCAGUAAUUCCACGCUGAGGGCAUUCAUAGCUGAGCAGGAGAGGAGAACCCAGCACCUGAAGACGGAAUGCAACGGGUUCUUAUCCCCCGCCACUGACGUUGAGAGUAAGGGCUUGGCCCCGCCCCCAGGGCUAGCAGGAGUGCACAAUUUACUCCUAGACAGGACCAACAACAUCGCCUACUGCCCCAUCUACAAGGCAGCCAGCACAUCCUGGACCAUCACGCUUCUGGAGAUCGGUGGCUAUUGGAGGAAGGAUCACCACAAGAAGAACAUAAACCUACAGUCUCUCGUCCGGCAAGUCUAUCCCAAGAUUUCGAACUUUGCGGGACCUGCGCUGACGCGCAGUAUGACGCGGUUCAUGGUCGUGCGCCAUCCUUUCGAGCGGCUCCUCUCCUGUUACAGGGAUAAGUUCGAACAAGCCAAGAAGGCUUUCUAUUAUACGCGCUACGGCGACAAGAUGGUCCGUAACUACAGGAAGUUCCCGCCGCACAUCACUUCCUCCCAGCUUGGCAUGUUGCAAGAGCAAGUGCGCGCCAAGGUUCUUGCAGGAGUACCCGUCCACUUGCCCGGGAAUCCUUUCGCUGAACCACUGGGUCCCAUGUUCAGCGAAUUCGUGCAGUACGUGUUACAUGCAAAGCACGACGACGAGCACUGGCGUACGUACUUCGAUCACUGCACGCCGUGCCACAUGUCCUACCAGUUCGUACUGAGAUUCGAGGACAUCAACCGAGAAGGGAAGGAAUUCAUCGAGUAUCUCAACCGCACAUCCCAGGUCGAAAUGCGAUGGGAGAACCCUACCCAAGGAGGCUCGACGAAUGACGUCAUUUGUUCCUACUACGGCGAACUCUCGAGAAAAACGAUACAAGAGUUAGUCAAGAAAUACGAAAAAGACUUCAAUCUUUUCGAAUACAAACCGGACAAGUACCUGGAAUGUGCGAGUGACUGACUGAACUGCACUGGAACUAGAUUACCAAAGUCGCUUAAGACUGAUACAUACCGUGGUGCUGUCGUUUAUAUACUCCUGAAGAGGGAUAUUGUGAUAUUAAAAAGCUCCCGUUUUUAGAAGUUGUACCAAGAAAAGUUAACUUGAACGAAUACCGUCCUGCGUAGCUGACGCAAUAUGAACUAGGCGAAAUAUACUAAUAAUUUAAGCUAAACUUCCUAAGUGCUCAGUUAUGACAGCUGGUUCUAGGGCUCAGCUGUUUCCGUUUAAUAAUCGUCAUGUUUUAGAUGACUGCGAUGUCCCGGAUGAACGCUGACAGUAUGCUCACAAGUCGAUGCCAUUGACACUCUCCUUCAUAGACAAGAACCCAAUUCAUCCUGUACGCGUAUCCCUUUUUCUCCCUCUAAAUGUGUGUGUAUUAUAUAUUAUAUAUAUAUAUAUAUAUAUAUAUAUAUAUAUAUAUAUUGUGUAUCCAUGUAUGUAUACAUGAAUGUGUUCUACCCAGAAGAAACCUGUAAUAUUUCCUAAUAGAUUAUUUUUUCAACUUGGUUAAUGGCAUUGAUAAGACGAGGCCAGUAGGCUAUAUAUAUAU
Molecule: messenger RNA, 2456 nt
Organism: Macrobrachium nipponense
Lineage: Eukaryota; Metazoa; Arthropoda; Malacostraca; Decapoda; Palaemonidae
Product: carbohydrate sulfotransferase 11-like
Exons: 7
Coding region: 317-1867 (516 amino acids)
Biological process (GO): carbohydrate biosynthetic process
Cellular component (GO): membrane
Molecular function (GO): sulfotransferase activity
Source: RefSeq, a predicted model, not a curated record